AUGACCUACAAAGCCACCAAGAGCGAUCUUCAGAAGAAGCUUGCUUCCUACGGAGAGACACCACCCACGGGGUGGACCAAGAUCCAGCUGACAUCUCGAUUGAACGAGCUCAUGGAAGACCAGGAGCACAUCAUGACGGAGCGCGAGGCAGCCAAGUUGGUGAACAAGUGCAAGACCAAGCAGGCUGUAAUGGAGAUGCUCGAGGAGUACGCGCUGGACUACGACAAGAAGCAGAACUCGGACCAACUCCGAAGCAAGAUGCUGCGCCACCUGAUGGAGAAUCUGGUGCCUUCCACAGAAGCGAAUUUCAUGGGCUUUGGGAAGCACUCCCAGGCCACGUACGGACAGGUGCUGGCGACUCUGCCGAGUUACAGCGAGUGGUGCAUCAAGACCGAGUCGGAGGAGCCAGAGUGCCACUGGCGUCUGAGGAGGUAUGCACGAUGGGCCAAGAAUCUCAGUGCCACUCAGAAGCAACAGGUGACAAGAGGACUGGAGGCGGUCGAAAGACCGUCCAGUUCCAGUUACCAGAGGACCAGGAUGGGGACCCCAUCGACAGGGUCCACAGCGGAGUGGGAGAUGACGGGCGACAUGGAGAUGAUCCCGGUCGAGACCUCGACCCAGGACGAGCGGAUCGGGGAGUUGGAGCAGGAGGUGAAGGAGUUGAAGGAGCUCCUCAAGAUGUCGCUGAAGAUUCAAGCGGAGAAGGAGGAGAGCAGCGGCUGGCAUCUUGCAAGCACAGAUGGCUCGCUGAUUCAAACAAUGUCUCUGUCAUGUGAUGGGAAACAUGCUAAGGGUCGUGGAGUAGGAUGGAAUCAGUGGAAGGGUUUUGGAAAAACGAAGGAGUUCUGUAGAAGGGUUGCGAGAUAUGUUGAACGACUUGAUACUUGGUUUCAGGUUGCUCGUUCUGUUCAAGAGACACCAGAGGCAUGUUUCGCAGCGGAUCAGGCAUCAGGGGCGGAGCUCAGUCCUGAUGACCCCGAGGGACUUCAAGACAUUCCGUCGGCUGAGCGGAAGCGCAUUUUCCAGAACAUCCGCAGGAUUCACACGGCCACAGGAGAUCUGGUCUAUGUGUGGAGGCGGAUGACACCGCGACAGGAGGAAAAUGUUUUCUGGAGUCAGGAAGAGAGGAACGCCGUGGAAAUCUCUGAGCGCCACCUCUCAGAGGCUGAGCUGGAAGGGUUCAGAGGAACAAGCCCUGAAGAUGCGUUGGAUAUUGACGUGGCCAGAGCUGUGGUUCUAGGAUACAUGGAUCCCCUCUACGAGCACAGACCUACGAGUAGUCCUACCAUGAGCCGCACGACACGUCAGAUGUUCCUGCAGAACUGUGCGAAUCAUGACUUCCGGGUUGAGAAGGGAGAUAUCAGUGGCGCUUUUCUCCAAGGCGAUGAUUUUGGUCCCGAGAGACCUAUGGUCUGUGAGCCACUACCGGAGAUCUGCGAUGCGCUAGGAGUGCCGCGAGGACAACACAUGCUCCUGACCAAGGCAGCAUAUGGUUUGGUGGAGGAUACGAACUGGUCUCAGCUCAGGAGUGUUUUGGGAGCUUUGUCUUGGCAUGCCAAUCAAGUGGCCCCAUUGUGGAGCACCGCGGUGAGUAUGCUGUUAUCCCGAAUACAUACUGGAACGGGACAAGAGAUCGUUGACACCAACAAGUUGCUUCGCAAGGCGAAGCUCUCUCAGCAUCAGAAGAUGUACAUACACAAACAAUCACCUGACCAGAUGCUUUUGGCUGCUUGGGUUGAUGCGGCUGAUGGAAGCCGACCAGAUGGCAGCUCCACCAAGGGCGUGUUCAUUGGAUGGACACAUCAGCGUCUUCUACAAGGGGACUUGGCAAAGAUUAGUCCUAUGUUCUGGCAGUCGGCUAAGAUUCAGAGGACCUGCAAAAGUUCUGGGGCUGCAGAAACUCGUGCUGCAGCAGACGCUGAAGAUGAGUUGUAUGCCGUUCGGUUUCAAGCUUAUGAGUUUUCAGGCCAUUGGAUCAGGCAGCGCACGCCGCCGAGGAGAUUCUCCCGGCUAGCACCGAAUAUGCCCCGGACGACCGGGUCGCCGUCGACGACGGCGGAAGUUGGUGAAAGCCUCAGUCCAGUUCGGAAAGUUGGCAUGCUGUGGUCGAUGGACAAACUUGCUAUCGACAUGACCUACGAGGUGACGGGCAAAGACCGGCGAGAGGAGCGAGUGAGCCGCGCUCGCAUAGUGAAGGCUGGCCGUGCGCCUCAGCAACAAAGUACGUUUGUGGAGGGGAGCGUUGUGCGAAUCGAAGAGGACCUGGCGCGAGCGAAGGAGACCCCGAGAACCCGACUUGGAGGCUUCAGGAUUUGUAUUGAUUAA
Messenger RNA from Symbiodinium sp. CCMP2592, 2325 nucleotides. The record is from the annotation of a GenBank genome assembly. Lineage: Eukaryota; Dinophyceae; Suessiales; Symbiodiniaceae.